UAACAUUAUAGCUUAAAAUAGAGAGAGAAAAUUAAGGGUGGAGAGAGAGAGAGAGAAUCUACUAUGGUAUGGUGCCAGCUAUGAAGUUGAAGGAUCAAAGCUUUCUCUGAGGUCAAAGCUGGCAAUUUCAUUAUUUCCUAUUUUUAUUUAAUUUUAAACAUUGUUCUCCUCACCACCUUUUCCUCUUAUUUACACACUUUGAAAAUCUAUCUAAUUAGAUUCUUAUUAGAAAAAGAAAAGCCAAACCAACAUUUCUCUCCCCCUAUCCCCCAUUUUUCUCUCUUCUUCUAUAUAGUUCUCUCUAUUUAUUUCUACAGAAAUAAAUGUCCGUGAUUUGGAGAGAGAGAGAUAGAGAUUAGGGAUUUGAUGUUGAAGACUUUAGAUAGUUGAUUUUCCGAGGAGCAAAAGGAAGAAGAAGAAGAAAAAAAAAUAAAAAGCUUAACCAGAGAACAACAAUGGCUGUCAGUACUUCUCCUUGCCUCACCGGUAAUGAGAAAAAACACUGGUGGCUUAGUAACCGAAAGAUUGUGGAUAAAUAUUUGAAAGACGCAAGGAACCUCAUUGCUACACAAGAACACAAUGAGAUCGUUUCAGCUUUGACUCUCCUCGACGCGGCUCUGGCUCUCUCGCCGCGGUUUGAGCAAGCACUAGAGCUCAAAGCUAGGUCUCUGUUAUAUCUCCGGCGGUUCAAGGACGUGGCGGACAUGCUUCAGGACUAUAUUCCAAGCCUUAAAAUGACUUACGAUGACUCUGGCUCUGAGAACUCAUCUCAGCACCUCUCCAGAGAACGAGUCAAGCUUCUAUCUUCUUCCUCCUCCGACUCAUCGGACGAUCGUGAUCCUUCUUUCAAGUGCUUCUCCGUCUCAGACUUGAAGAAGAAGGUUAUGGCCGGACUCUGUAAAAGUUGUGAACAAGAAGGGCAAUGGAGAUAUUUGGUAUUAGGCCAAGCUUGUUGUCACCUCGGUCUAAUGGAAGACGCCAUGGCUCUUCUUCAAACCGGAAAACGACUCGCCAGCGCCGCAUUCCGCCGCGAAAGCAUAUGUUGGUCGGAAGACAGCUUCUUUCUCUCCAACUUCCCUCUCUCAGGGGAAGUCUCAUCCGCCACCAACCGACCUGCCUCGCCUCCUCAAUCCCUCUCAGAAUCAGAAAACGUAAACAACCUACUCAGCCACAUAAAGCUCCUCCUCCGCCGCCGCACGGCUGCAAUAGCAGCCCUGGACGCGGGUCUAUACUCUGAGGCAAUCCGCCACUUCAGCAAGAUCGUCGACGGACGCCGCGGCGCCCCACAAGGAUUCCUGGCCGAGUGCUACAUGCAUCGCGCGGCCGCGUACAAGUCCGCAGGCAGAAUCGCCGAGGCCAUUGCUGACUGCAACAGAACUCUGGCUCUCGACCAGAGCUGCAUUCAAGCUCUUGACACCAGAGCUUCGUUGCUGGAAACCAUCCGUUGCUUGCCUGAUUGCUUACACGAUCUAGAGCACUUGAAGCUUCUCUACAACACCAUCUUACGCGACCGGAAGCUCCCCGGUCCGGUAUGGAAACGCCACAACGUUAGGUACAGAGAAAUACCCGGGAAGCUAUGUGCUCUCACGACCAAAAUCCAAACCCUGAAACAGAGGGUGGCUUCUGGGGAAACAGGGAAUGUGGAUUACUAUUCUUUGAUCGGUCUUAGACGAGGGUGUUCGAGGUCUGAGCUUGAGAGAGCACAUCUCUUGCUGUGUUUGAGGCACAAGCCCGAAAAGGCAACUGGGUUUAUAGAACGUUGUGAGAUUUCUCAUGAUGGCGAUGUUGAUUCGAUCAGAGAUAGGGCAAAGAUGUCUGCUUUGUUGCUGUACAGAUUACUUCAGAAGGGUUAUUCUAGUGUGAUGAGUACAAUUAUGGAUGAAGAGGCUGCCGAGAGACAGAGGAAUAAGGCUGCAGCGUCUUUACAAGCAGCUCAGGCUGCAGCCUCUCUACAAGCAGCUCAGGCCGCUGCGGCUGCCGCAGCUGCUGCUGCAAUUCAUGUUCAGCAAGCUCAAGAAUCGUCUUCUGAAUCGUCGGAAUCAGAAUCAGAUGACUCCAGCCUUCACAAUAAUGAUAAUAGUAAUAAUAAUAGUUCAAAUGUAUUCCAAGGAGUAUUUUGCCGAGACCUGGCUGCUGUUGGUAGUUUGUUGUCUCAGGUGGGGUUUAACCGUCCAAUUCAAGUCAAGUACGAAGCUUUGAGCUGCUGAGGUCCGAUUUAGUUUCUGGGGUUGGGUUUAGCCAUUAAGCAUUACCGGCAAUGGGGAUUCUCUUUCUCUCUCUCUCUCUCUCACUCUGUACAAAAGAAAAGAAAAACCAAGCUCUAAAAAAAAAUAGGAAAUACCUUGCCGGGAAAUUUUGUCACCCUAUUCUCUUUUCUUAUUUCUGGUAUCAAUUGUUACUGCUACUACUACUACUACAUCAUCUACAUGUACAGAUUUCAGACCGAAUUCUCUUCCUUUGAAUUUUUAUUUUAGAGUA
Messenger RNA from Cannabis sativa, 2478 nucleotides. RefSeq lists its product as uncharacterized. Lineage: Eukaryota; Viridiplantae; Streptophyta; Magnoliopsida; Rosales; Cannabaceae. The coding region runs from base 456 to 2207 and encodes 583 amino acids. The transcript has 3 exons. The record is from RefSeq and is a predicted model, not a curated record. Gene Ontology annotation, molecular function: protein binding.